Messenger RNA from Euleptes europaea (tarantolino), 2193 nucleotides. Its product is annotated as sulfate transporter-like. Lineage: Eukaryota; Metazoa; Chordata; Lepidosauria; Squamata; Sphaerodactylidae. Gene Ontology annotation, molecular function: sulfate transmembrane transporter activity; chloride transmembrane transporter activity; bicarbonate transmembrane transporter activity. Gene Ontology annotation, cellular component: membrane. The record is from RefSeq and is a predicted model, not a curated record. The transcript has 2 exons. Gene Ontology annotation, biological process: transmembrane transport. Bases 1 to 2193 code for a protein of 730 amino acids.
AUGGAGAGUGGUACUACUGAGCACAGCAGUGAUAUGCAAAGUUCCCAUUUGCCAGAGUCAAGUUCUCAGUAUAUACCCAUCAAGCUAGAAGAGUAUGAACCUUCAGCCUUCAGUGCCAAGAAGCUCCUCAAAAAAGCCAAAGAGUCCUGCCAAUGUGACCGCCGAAGUGUCGUCACUUUCUUCCUCAAACUGUUCCCUAUAUUCGAGUGGCUUCCUCGUUACAGCAUCAAGGAGCAGCUGCUCGGGGACAUCAUCUCUGGCUUACUGGUUGGGAUAGUGGCCAUCCCACAGUCUAUUUCCUAUUCCAUCCUAGCAAGCCAGGAUCCUAUUUAUGGGCUCUACACCAACUUCUUCUGUGCCGUUAUCUACUUUUUCAUGGCUACCUCCCGUCAUAAUUGCGUGGGCUCUUUCGGGGUCCUUUGCCUGAUGAUUGGGGAGUCUGUAAACCGGCAACUCAAGCUGGCAGGAUUCGAACCUGGUGUUGAGGCUUCCUCGCCGGCAAAUGCCACAUUGAAUGGAACAAUCGCUUGUGACAAAAGCUGUUAUGCCAUCACUGUGGCGACCACUUUAACUUUUUUGGUUGGCCUGUACCAGAUUAUUCUCGGGGUCUUUCAGAUGGGCUUCAUAUCUGUGUAUCUUUCGGAACCCCUUCUAAGUGGCUUUGUGACUGGCUCCUCCCUGACUAUCCUUACUUCCCAAAUUAAUCUUCUACUAGGUCUAAAAAUUCCUCGCCAUGAUGGCGUGGGGUCUCUUAUCCUAACAUGGAUCGAGAUCUUCAGAUAUAUCUGGCAGACUAAUAUCUGUGACCUGGUCACCAGCCUGAUCGCUCUCAUCCUCAUUGUGCCAAUAAAGGAAAUCAACAGCUUGUAUAGGGAUAAGUUGAAAGCCCCUUUUCCCAUGGAACUUCUGGUGGUCAUCGCCGGCACUCUGCUGUCGUAUUUCUUCAACUUCAAAGAACGAUACAAAUCCAAGAUCUGUGGCAACAUCCCCACUGGCUUCAAGCAACCUGUUGUACCUGACCUGAGCCUUUUGUCGAAUGUGGCACUUGAUGCUCUGCCCAUUGCCAUAAUUGGUUUUGCAAUGACCGUCUCACUGUCCGAAAUAUUUGGCAAGAAGCAUGGCUACCCAGUGCGAGCCAACCAAGAGAUGAUUGCCAUUGGCGUGGGGAACCUAAUCCCGUCUUUCUUCUACUGCUUUGCUAGUUGUGCAGCUUUAUCAAAGACCUUGCUAAAAGAAUCCACAGGGUGCCACACUCAGAUCUCAAGCCUGAUAUCUUCAUUUGUGUUGCUCCUGGUGUUGCUGUGGAUCGCCCCGCUCUUCUACUCACUGCAAACUUGUAUCUUGGGGGUGGUGACUAUUGUUAACCUCAGGGGUGGCUUGAGGAAGUUUGCUGACACUCCCAAGAUGUGGAGGAUCAGCAAGGUAGAUACUGUGGUCUGGUGGGUCACCAUGCUGUCCUCCUCACUGAUCUCCACAGAGCUGGGCCUUCUGAUAGGGGUCUGUUUUUCUCUCCUCUGUAUAAUUUUCCGCACCCAGAGGCCCCGAGCCACUCUUUUAGGAAAAGUGAGCGACUCAGAAAUCUAUGAGGAUCAGUUCAUUUACAAGAGGAUCGACAGUGUUGCCAAUAUCAAGAUCUUCCGCUUUGAUACCUCCCUGUACUAUGCAAACAAGGACUACUUCAGAAGUUCACUCUUCCAGAAAACAGGAGUGAAUCCUUCCUUGGUUGCUGCCAUGCAAAAGGCUGAAGCAAAAGGGGAAAAAAAUGAGAACUGCUUUUCCUCUAAGUUUAAUUGCCUAAAGGUAACCAAGAAAGGAGCCAAGGCGGCUUCAACAGAUGUUCCCGCGCUAUCCUUUGACAUGCGCACCUUAAUUAUUGACUGUGGUGCCAUGCAGUUCUUAGACAGUGUUGGCCUGAAUGCGCUGAAGGAGACUCGCCAAGACUACCAAAAAAUUGGUAUCCAGGUCCUGUUGGCCAAUUGCAAUCCAUCUCUCCGCCACUUACUCCAGGCAGGUGGUUGGCUCACUGGGAUGGAGGAUACAGAGCUGCUCUCUUUUCAUAGUAUACAUGCUGCUGUGCAGUUUGCGGAGAAGCAGUCCAAAGCUCAGAGGGAGAGUAAAGCAGCUGAGGCUUCUUUCCUCAGCCCUGAGGCCCAGGAUUUCUCAAAAGACUCGACUUUGGAUAAACCCCUGUAG